AUGGCGGAACACAACAUUGUUGUUUUUGCGGGCGACCACUGCGGCCCCGAGGUCAUUGCUGAGGCAAUCAAGGUUAUCAAGACGGUCGAGAAGCUGAGCCCGACUGCUGGCAAAUUCAAUCUGCAGGACCACCUACUCGGAGGGUGCUCCAUCGACGAGACCGGCACCCCCCUCACGGACGAGGCCCUGGCCGCCGCCAAGGCCGCCCACGCCGUGCUCCUCGGCGCCAUCGGCGGCCCCAAAUGGGGUACCGGCGCCGUCCGCCCGGAGCAGGGUCUCCUGAAGCUACGCAGUGAAAUGUGCGCCUAUGGAAACCUCCGCCCGUGCUUCUUCGCCUCGGACGCCCUCGUCGAGUCCUCGCCCCUCAAGGCGUCCGUCUGCCGCGGCACCGACAUCAUGAUCGUCCGCGAGUUGACCUCGGGCCUGUAUUUCGGAGAGCGAAAAGAGUACGAUGGGGUCAAUGCGUUCGACACUACUGUUUAUACGAAACCAGAAGUCGAGCGCAUCGCGCGGCUUGGCGGCUACCUGGCCAGGGCUAGGGGAGACUCGCGGGUCAUCUCGUUAGACAAGGCCAACGUGCUGGCGACAAGCAGACUCUGGCGCAAGGUGGUUGACGAGGUCUACAAGAACGAGUUCCCCGAUUUGAAGGUGGAGCAUCAGCUUAUUGACAGCGCGGCCAUGAUCAUGGUCAAGAGCCCGACUCACCUGAAUGGCGUUGUACUAGCGCCCAACCUGGCAGGGGAUAUUCUCAGCGACGAGGCGAGCGCCAUUGCUGGAAGCAUAGGGCUGCUCCCGAGCGCGAGUCUAUGCGGGAUUCCGGGCACUGCAGUGCCUUCCAUCUGUGAACCAAUUCACGGGAGCGCGCCGGACAUCUCUGGGAAAGGAAUUGUGAAUCCCAUUGGCGCCAUCCUUUCCGUGGCCAUGAUGUUCAGGUACUCCCUGAGCCUCUCUCACGAGGCUAAAAUCGUCGAGGACGCGGUUCGCGCCGCCAUCGACGCCGGGCUGAGAACCAAGGACAUGGGCGGCAGCACGACUACCACCGAAGCAGGCGAUGCCAUCGUUGCUGAGCUGGUCAAGCUUCUCAAGGCGUGA
Molecule: messenger RNA, 1092 nt
Organism: Cordyceps militaris CM01
Lineage: Eukaryota; Fungi; Ascomycota; Sordariomycetes; Hypocreales; Cordycipitaceae
Product: 3-isopropylmalate dehydrogenase
Exons: 7
Coding region: 1-1092 (363 amino acids)
Biological process (GO): L-leucine biosynthetic process
Cellular component (GO): cytosol
Molecular function (GO): 3-isopropylmalate dehydrogenase activity
Source: RefSeq, a predicted model, not a curated record